AUGGCACAUAGUCAGAUUAACUAGCACGACGUAUCAGAAAGUUCUUAUCUGGAAAGUAACCUAGCAAGAAACCCCUCUUCACAGAUGGGCAUUCUUAGUGAUUAUAGGAACUCAAUCCCUAAUUCAAGCAAAAACUCACAUUCUAUAAUGCAAGGAAAUAUUUAGGGUCUUAAAUAGCCGCCAUAAAAUAGCAACUUUAAUUCUUGCAUUUCCUCUUCAGGCCAAUCUGUGAAUUAAUGCCUGACCAAACCUUAACAGCAGUAACCAACAUAUUUUAAUAUGCCAGGGACAAACAACUUUCUUGACUAGCAAAAUCAAGCCUAUCCUGGUAGUGGUGCUAAUAACAACUAUGGAUCUGAUGGCAUGGGAGUUUAUGACAUGCACCAAAUGGAUGAAAUGGGCAAUAUGCUUUAGCUUUGUUCUCCCAAUCCUCAUGCAGGGAUUAAUCAAGCUCUAUCAUUCUAAAAUUUUUCAAGCGGUAGUAACUAUCCCACAACAAAUUCAAAUUCAAUCCUCCUAAAUUCUACCAUGAUUAAGCAACCAAGUGAUGAUAAAAGUCAGAGCUUUGGAAUUCCAUAAAAUUUCAAUAAUAAUUAAAGAGAUGUAUUUAUUAGGGAUAAUGCUGCGAAUCAAUACCUCUAAAUCGAUCAAAAUUAAUUCUCAGCUAAUAGUAAUCAUGACCUUUAAGAAAACUUUAAUAUGAGUCAGUACAACAACUAAAAGCUACCUAGCUUCAAUGAGAUUUAAAAUCAAACCUCAAGGCAAAAAGAAUAUAGAAAUUCUACAUCAAAUAACUUGAGUAUAUUUAACUAAGGGUAAUCAAAACAACAUAACUCACCUUAUUUUGGUUCUCAGAUGAAUCAGCCUACCUAGCCCUCACCUAAGAGUGUUGCAAGGAUCGACCUUAUUAUGUGUCAUGGCUAAUAAGAAUAGAUGUUGCAUGAGAAGCAAGAGAAAUCUAACACUAAUAGCCAAAUGGCCUUCAGUAAUAAUGUUGGUUCAAUGAAUCUAAGCACUUAAACCAAUAGUUCAAAUCCGAAUAACAUGCAUAGAGAUUCAAUUUUCUCAGACAAGCAAAAUGCAACUUAAAUCUCUCCAAUUCAGUAAAAUAUCAAGUAAUCUCAAUCGUAGUUAGGACUCUCAGAGGUAGAUGAAUAAGACUAAAAAAAUAUCUAGCAAAUCUUAUUUACACCUAAUGGCAAAGAUAAAAUUGGCCUAAACUCUUAGCUAGAAGUUCAAAAUAAUUUGUACUCUAAGGAUCUGUUCGAGCAUGUGACUAAAUCUAGAGAAUAGAUAAAGCAUAACCAACAGAUUUUCAAGAGACAAGAUAAUUUGGAUUUCAAAGAAAACACUAAUCAGCAUUCUCAUGGAAGCCAUUUAGAUAUGAAUGAAACUUUUAACAAAAAUAAUGGGUCGUUCAGUAAGUUUGACUAUUCCCCGCAGUUCUAAUCUUUCCAUUAACUAAUGAAUAAUCCUCUUAGUCCAUCUGAAUACACCUAAAGUAAUUUUCACUUCAAUGAAGAUCAUCAUCAUUUCUUGAGAGUAAAUGGUCAGUUGCAAAAUAAAAAGUAAAGAAGCUCAAAUUCCUAGUUUGACUUGACCUUCUCAAAACAAGAAAGUGUCGAUUAAAUAAGCUUUGGUCAUAUGAUAGGAAAUCAAAUGCACAAACAUGGCUUAAACAAUGUAAAAUAAGAACAAAGCAAUCUAGACUCAAGCCAUGGAGGUUAAAGAUAAUCGUCAGGAUCACAUCAAUUCUGUUAGCAAUGUCAUUAGGAAAGUCUCAGAAGAUUAUUAGAUGAUGAGUAAAAAAAGCUCAAAGAGCUAGAAGCUAUUAAAAUCGAGAAAGCCUAGAUUUUAAAUAAUGUUGCUAAGUACAGACAAGAGUAGUAGGAUAAUUUUAUGCUAUUCUUCUGUGAUAGAGUUGAGGGUAGCAUGACUAGGAAGAUUGGCAGAUUAACACUUCAAGAAAGAUACAUUAAGAUAAAGAAGUUCAAGGAGAAAAAGUAGAAUAGAAUUUGGAAAAAGAAGGUAUCUUAUGAUUGCAGAAAGUAAGUAGCUGAUAAGAGACUCAGGAUAAAGGGUAGAUUUAUCAGAAAAGAAGACCAAAAGAAACUUCUGCAAGAGAUAUUCGGUAAUGGUGAAUUAUUUCCUGAGGAUAUUAAAUAGUUCAAUAGUGGUCUGACAUAAUUGAUGAGUGAGUAUCAAAAAUAGAAAAUGUAGAGAAAUUAACUAGGACCUAAGGACUUCCUGAUACACAAACAAGAUGAAAAAGGAAUCAGACACAGCUUCUUUGACUUCAAGAAAUUUUCAAACUUUAUUGAGGAAGAGGAAGAAGAUUGCUCUACUGAGAGAAAAGCUUAGUCUCUUAAUAAUUCUAAAAUUAAAAGCAAUGAGGAAUAAAAGAAUGAUAAAGAAGGUAAACUCUCAAAAUAAUCUCCAAGUCUACUUUCAUAAACUCCAACCUAAAAAUAAAUAGUAGAGGAGGAAAAAAAUGAUGGACUAGGCAUAAUUAAGUAAUAGACCUAGUUAUCUAACAAAUAAUGCACCUCUUAAAACACUUUAGACGUCCCCCUUAUUUAAGAAAGUAAAAAUUUACCAGUUCAAAUUGUGAAUUAAAAACAGCCAAUUUAUUAACUUCAGUAAUAAUAAUUGAAUACAAGAUCUUCUAAAAGAGAUUUGAAACACUAGCUUAAGAAAGAUAAUAAGAAAUGA
Messenger RNA from Stylonychia lemnae, 2712 nucleotides. Lineage: Eukaryota; Ciliophora; Spirotrichea; Sporadotrichida; Oxytrichidae. The record is from the annotation of a GenBank genome assembly.